GAGAUGCAGAUUUGCACCUUGGUUUGGCCCAGCUUUGGAGGAGAAAUAGCCUGGGAUGUCACUUUUGUCGUCGUUAUCUUUCUAAUACCAGGUUUAGUCAUUGUCACCAGUUAUUCCAGAAUCUUACAGAUUACAAAAGCAUCAAGAAGGAGUUUAAAUGCUGGUUUAGCCUACUCAGAAAAGCAUCAGAUUCGUGUUUCCCAGCAAGACUACAAGCUAUUCCGAGCCCUUUUUGUGUUGAUGAUCUCCUUCUUCAUCAUGUGGAGCCCAAUUAUAAUAAUUAUUCUUUUAAUAUUAGUUCAGAACUACAAACACGAUUUAAAUAUUUUGCCAUCAGUUUUCUUCUGGAUAGUGUUAUUCACUUUUGCCAACUCUGCUGUGAAUCCAGUUUUGUAUAAUGUUGCCCAUUUCAGACGUAAAUGUCAGAAAAUUCUUCUCGGUUGUACAGGGAACCCUGUGAGGCACAGGGCUGGUACGGAAACCACUGCAAGAAGAAGUAACCAUGAACAACCAAAUUUGUCCUUCAUUACCAGAUAA
Apaloderma vittatum (bar-tailed trogon) is the source of this 537-nucleotide messenger RNA. RefSeq names its product free fatty acid receptor 4 (gene FFAR4). The record is from RefSeq and is a predicted model, not a curated record. Gene Ontology annotation, cellular component: membrane. Gene Ontology annotation, molecular function: G protein-coupled receptor activity; peptide binding. The annotation marks the transcript as partial. Gene Ontology annotation, biological process: G protein-coupled receptor signaling pathway. NCBI's taxonomy places the organism in Eukaryota, Metazoa, Chordata, Aves, Trogoniformes, Trogonidae. The transcript is spliced from 2 exons.